AUGCAACCCACUAUAGCGGUCCCCGCCGUUGCUGCGCUAGUCUACCGAGCAUACUCUCGCAAAUCACUGACUCCAGUCGGUAUUCUGGUGGCCUUCGCGACAGCAGUCGUGCAUGUGUUGCACCCAUGGAGUGUAUUCUUCGUGCUUCUUGCCGUCUUCUUCCUGGCCGGUAGUACUGUGACGAAGGUCAAACACGACAUCAAAGCGAAACUGACACAGUCCGCGACGGGCGCAUCUGGUGGUGAAGGCGAGCGCAAUCAUGUUCAGGUCAUCGCGAACUCCGGCGUAGCCUCGGUGUUACUCUUGCUGCACCUCUGGCAGCUAAGGAAAGAAGGGAGAUACAACGACCAGGGUCUAUGUUGGCACAAAGGGAGUGAUGCCCUGGUCAUAGGCAUUGUAGCCAACUACGCCGCAGUCGCCGCCGACACCUUCUCCUCCGAACUCGGUAUCCUUUCGAAAUCAAAGCCACGUCUCAUAACAGCUCCAUGGCGUGUCGUCCCGCCAGGCACAAAUGGAGGAGUGACUGCGACUGGACUUGGUGCAGGCCUACUGGGGGCGUUCAUACUCUCAGCUACAUCUACGCUGUUCCUGCCCUUCUGUAAAGACUGGAAUGUGUCCGAGAAGAUGACCUAUACACUUGCUCUGACAGCUGCUGGCUUUAGCGGAACACUACUCGACUCGCUUCUGGGUGCUCUGGCUCAAGCGAGCGUUGUCGACGUCCACUCUGGAAAGGUCGUAGAGGGCGAAGGAGGCAGGAGAGUUCUCGUGAAAAGCAGCCAUCCUCUUCAUCUUUCCAAGACAGGUCAAGUGCGCAGUAAAGUCAGCAGUCGUGCGGAAGGCAAGGAAGGCAUUGCAAAGACGAGCGGAGCGGACACUGCGGCGUCGAUCAAGGCAUCGGAGACAAUGAUGAGAGCUGGGGGAAGCGGCAAUGCAGUGGUGGAUGCACAGCAUGAGAGUCGGAAGAUUGAAGUCGGGAGCGAUCUGCUGGACAACAAUGCUGUCAACAUUCUCAUGGCAGCUAUGUCUCUCCGCAUCGUCCCCCACAAGGCGCACUCCACGCAGACCGCUCUGGAGACUUCAGCCCCUUCAGCCCCCGGUGUGCACGAUACCCUGCGCUCUCGCCUCGGCCAAACCACCACAGCAUCCAGCGCCGCCUCAUCGUCGACAGCACCCGUCGCUCUCCAGUCCGCCCACCCUCUCGAGGCCCGUCUCACCCAAUGGCGAGACACCCAAGACCGCCUGAAGAUGGAGAUGCUGAGGCGACAGUUUGGCAUCGCAGAGCCAGUGCGUAGGGGUAUGGAGCUCAAGAUCGCUGAGGCGGGCGAGUGGAGGCCAGCAACUCUAGGUGGAAGUAGCAACGUCCACCGGGACAUCCUGCAGGGACGGGACACGGAGAUUGGCUGGGAGGAUGUCUUCACUGGAAACGAGCUGCGUGAGGUGCCAGACUUCCACACGGAGAUUGAGCACAAGAUGAAGAUGAACUGGUAG
Alternaria ethzedia is the source of this 1488-nucleotide messenger RNA. RefSeq lists its product as uncharacterized. The transcript is spliced from 4 exons. Gene Ontology annotation, cellular component: membrane. Gene Ontology annotation, biological process: proteasome assembly. The record is from RefSeq and is a predicted model, not a curated record. Lineage: Eukaryota; Fungi; Ascomycota; Dothideomycetes; Pleosporales; Pleosporaceae. The coding region runs from base 1 to 1488 and encodes 495 amino acids.